Messenger RNA from Acanthopagrus latus (yellowfin seabream), 3698 nucleotides. RefSeq names its product glial cell line-derived neurotrophic factor-like. Gene Ontology annotation, biological process: negative regulation of neuron apoptotic process; positive regulation of branching involved in ureteric bud morphogenesis; peripheral nervous system development. NCBI's taxonomy places the organism in Eukaryota, Metazoa, Chordata, Actinopteri, Spariformes, Sparidae. The record is from RefSeq and is a predicted model, not a curated record. Gene Ontology annotation, molecular function: glial cell-derived neurotrophic factor receptor binding; receptor tyrosine kinase binding; growth factor activity. The coding region runs from base 951 to 1748 and encodes 265 amino acids. The transcript is spliced from 2 exons.
AAUCAGAGAAUCUUUACAUUAAAUUGUGCUUUUGCAGCCUUUGAGUCUGUUUUUUUGUGCCAAACAAAGUCAAACAAAAAAGACACUUUUCACUUCAGAUUAUGCAAAAACUCUGCGUAACCCUACUGGCAGGACUCCAGUUUCCUGUAAUGGAUAUCAGCUCAUGAAGCUCCUCCACGUUGAAUGUCACCAGCUCAUCGAAGGCAAAACAGCUUGAUUUCAAACACACUGUGGUAAUAAGUAGCAACAUAAUCUAUUCAGUGUGUUUUGCCUGGCUGAUUGGAAACACGUUCCCCAUCCAACAUCAACCAAAGGAGGAGAAGCGGGAUGGGAAAUCUGGAGGACUGGUCGGCGGAAAGUGUGGAACUUCUCCCUCAGACAUCCGAGUACACAGACCGAGCGUCUUUCAUAACAGAGCCUCCGCCACCCUCAACUCUGGAGUUCUACCACGAAUUUGGACUCCAUCCCUCCGAGUAGUCUGCAUGGGUGGAGACAGGAAGGAGCAGAGGAUGGACCCUCAGACGUCACCACCACUCCCCAUCUCCCCUGUUGGACCCUUCCCUCUCUCCUCACGGCUCAGUCAGAAUUGAUGGUGAGCAGGGAUGAACACGGUGGGGAGAUUGUGAACUUGGGAGGAUAAUUUUGUGUUUGCAGGCGUUGGAUUGGAUCAACUUCAGAGGGAAGCCUUUCACGCGUCGGGCUUUGGGUCCGUGCGUCCUUGGAUGUUGCGCAUCGCCGCGGGCAUGUAGGUGAAUGUGUGCAGUUUACAGGCAUUCACACACAUCGAUCCUCAGCAUUUCUGAGCUGCAAGGAACUCGAGCUGAUGAGCGCGCCACACCUUUUCCUCCGCAACUGUUAAACCAUCUUCAAGAUGCCGUUUAUCGCGUUUGCCAGGUGAUACCUGUUGAUUUCGCCCCGCGCCAUGUCCUGCUGCCGGACUGAAGUGGACAAUGAAGUUAUGGGAUAGCCUGACCACUUGUUUGAUACUGCUGAGCGCCGUGCACGCCGGCUCGCUGCUCCGGAGCCGACAGCAGCCCCAGUCCGCCGAGAGGAGAGGGCGCGCCGCCGAGAGUCCCCUGGAGCUCCCGCCGGUUCAGAUCCGCCUGUCGGUCACCUCCCCGGGCAUCGGCCGCGCUCAGGCGGACACGGAGGACUGGGAAGGGACGCUGGCUGGAGGCGAAACAUACGCCAUGGAGGAACCGCCCCUCGAUGGGUUUGAAGACGUGGUGGACUUCAUCAAAGUGACCAUCAGUAGAAUACGGCGCUCCUCGUCAUCCACCGUGUCCUCACCUACCUCCUCCUCUUCCAUCACCUCCUCGCCGUUCAAAGACAACUUGAGCAGAGGGACCCGGCGAAGACGGGAGAGGAAGAAGGGGGAGAGCAAAGGAGGAAGAGGUGGAGCUAGAGUGGGGGAGCGAGGGAGGAACGCCAGGGGACGAGGUAAUGGACGAGGACAGGGCUGCGUGCUCAAACAGAUCCACCUCAACGUGUCGGACCUCGGUUUGGGUUACCGCUCCAGUGAGGAGAUGAUAUUCAGGUACUGCUCCGGACCCUGCAGGAAGUCCGAGACCAACUACGACAAAAUCCUUUACAACCUCGUUCACAACAGGAGGCUUCCUCCCAAAGACACGCCCCCUCAGGCCUGCUGUCGGCCAGUAGCGUUCGACGACGACCUCUCGUUUCUGGACGACAAUCUUGUCUACCACACCGUUAGGAAGCACUCUGCCAGGAAAUGUGGGUGUGUGUAGGGAGUGUGAGCUGGCGUCAAGCGCUGUGUAAUUAUAACAUUCACUCCCACUUAGAUAUAAGAAGUUAAGGUGAUUUUUCUUCAGAUUUAUCUCACUGUGAGGAAACUUUCCGGGAUCAAGUGAGGCCGGAUUCGACCCGAGUCCAUCAGUUAGUAAAGGGAGGCGUUGGCAUCGCUUCAGUUUUGACCCAGAGGCAAUGAUUCCUCAUGAUCCUCUUCUUCUUCUUCUUCUUCUUCUUCUUCUUGGCUCAAUCUCAAUAUCCACGAUUUUCCUUUACACCUUCCAUCGCUAAUGUGUUCAGUGUGAUUUUAAAUGUUUCCAUGGAUACUCGACCUAAAAGACAGACAUCAAUCAAACACGAGGGACAAUACAGCAGACUCACUCUGUUUACUGUACAACUCAUAUGUUACAUGGAAAAAGUAAUCAGCCCACAUAUAUUAAAUGUAUUUAUGAAAUCUUGAAUUUAUUAACUUAUUGAUAUUUAUUUUGUUUUUAUAAAAAAGUAAGAAUAAAUGUUAUUUAUUAGUGUAAUAUGAUAUCUCAGAGUGUGCCAAAGGAUUAAAUCAAAUAGGUUAAUGAUUUAUUUCCAUGUAAGCUUUCAAAAGACCGGGUUUACACUGCAAAAGGAUCUUUUACACAUCAGAUGUUAUGUUCAAGGUGCCCGCUGGAGUUGUAAACAAAGUUAUGUGAGCAUUCACAGCAUAUUUGUGGUCCUCACACACGGCACCAUAGUGAUGCAAAAGCCAGAGGGAUCCAGGAAGUCCAACCAAGACCAUAUGAAAACAAGUACAGAGUUAAUAAAAAGCUGCUAUUAUUGUUGCUAAAUGUUUGGAAAAUUGCACCUUCAUCAGCGCUCCAAACUGUAAUCAACUAAUCCUCAUUUUGAUAUUUUCAAGUGCCUGGGUUGCUUCUGGUUUUUGGAUCACUCUCUCUCCCAUUUUACAAGAGCACUCAACACAGUGUUUGUCUAAAAUGUCUGAAAGGUGUCCUGUGGUGUUUUCUUUCAACAAAUUUGAAGUCAGUGUUUCUCACCAAAAGAAUGUUUACCCAGCUAAAGAGUUGAAUAUCAAAUAAUCGAUCAAUCUUAUUUUGUGUGGCGCCACUUCACAUGAAAAGUCAUCUCAUGACACUUUCUCAAAUGGAGCCGGUCUAAACCAAACUCCUUUAUUCAUUUAUUUACAGAGAUCCAACAUGAGCAAAGACUUGGUGACGGUGGUGAGAAGAAACUUCCCUGAAGUUACAUCCAUGUUCUCUAGCUUGCGGUCUUUUCUUUUGCCUUUAUAGCCUGGAUCACCGUGAUGUCGCACAGCAACAGUCACUUCCAGGUAGACAACUGAAGCGGGAUUUACAUUACAGAUUUUCUGUCGUAACUGCAACAGCUGAAGAUAACUAGUUAGUCAUGAUCGUCUGACCAGUCUGACGUUUCUGUUGUGCUCAUUUUACAAACUAUGUUGCUUUGUUAGCAUCUUUGACAUCGACACCACAGUGAUAUCUCGACCAGCUGCUAGGUGAACUCAAGUUGUCAUUUUCUUUAGUCUUAGUCCCAACAGGACAAUAAAUUCAAAUGUAACAUCAGUAAAAGUGUUGUUAUUAGAGAUAUGACAGCAAACAAACAUUGUGAUUCAGUCUAUUGUCACUUUGCUUCUUAAAAAUAUUACUCUUUAGCAUUACUAGUAGUCAGAAACUCCACAGGGCACCUUUAAAGUUCCUGUUUACUCCGAAUCUUAUCGUUUACAACGUUCUACAUUUGUGUGUCAUUGGACUGCAUUGUUUCCCUUUUUGUUCUGAUGAUUGGAGAAUAGUUGCUAAUUUUAUGUCCUUCUCUCACAUGAGUUUAUGUGUUAGUGAAACGAGAUUUCUUCACUUUGAAAAACAACUACAGAUUUAUUUUUAUAUGGUAUCCACCUUUAACUUGUUUCAUUUUAAUUGAUAAUAAAUGCAUUCUACAGA